Molecule: messenger RNA, 411 nt
Organism: Aureobasidium vineae
Lineage: Eukaryota; Fungi; Ascomycota; Dothideomycetes; Dothideales; Saccotheciaceae
Source: the annotation of a GenBank genome assembly
AUGUACUAUAUCGACGAAUUCGACAACCUACAAGAAACCGGUCAGGGUCCACCAAAAGUCAUCUUCACACUCGAAGCUUUCAACUGCGCCAUGGCAUACGAGAACGCAGUCCCAGUUGGCGUCAUCAUCGGAUUUGUUUCUUCAAUCAUCAUUCUGGUGCUCAUACUGCGCUGGCUGAAGCACAAGAACAAUCAGAGGGAAGCACGUGAGAAGGAUAUCGAGGCAGCCAAGGUCGAGGCUUCUGCGUUCGAUGAUGGAGCAUCAGAUAUCUUGACGCCAGUGGCAUCGCCUAGAGAUGCUUUGUUCCAUCCAGAUCAGCGUGGGCAUGGUGCUGUUACCAACGUGCAUGCUGCAUCGCACAAGACGGAGAAGGAGUGGAGGGCAGCCAGACGGGCUCAAGGACAUGCGUGA